This is a messenger RNA of Guillardia theta CCMP2712, 1907 nucleotides long. RefSeq lists its product as hypothetical. Gene Ontology annotation, biological process: cilium movement; outer dynein arm assembly. The transcript has 2 exons. Gene Ontology annotation, cellular component: cilium. Lineage: Eukaryota; Cryptophyceae; Pyrenomonadales; Geminigeraceae. Bases 50 to 1777 code for a protein of 575 amino acids. The record is from RefSeq and is a predicted model, not a curated record.
AAGGACUUCUUGUACAACAGUGCGUUGUUGACGCAACUCCUGGCUCCCGAUGGGGCGAGCCGUGAAUGUGGUCGCCGCAACGGAAGAUGAGCUCGCAGAUCUGCAGCGGAAGUUUCAUCUCCUUGAAGGCGACAGGAAGGCAUUCUAUGAGGCUUCACAGUGGACCAUCAAGCAGAACAAAGAGACCCUUGAACUUGUCAAGGAGGAGAACCGACAUUUCAAAGAGGCGUUGGCGCUCUUGCAGAAGGAAAGAGGAAAUGCAUCGGAGAAGUCUUCACUCAGUACAGUUGAGAGACUCACGCAGGAAGUAAAUGAGCUGAAGAAGAGGUACAACGAGCUGCGACACAUCUCCAAGGUCAAACAACAAGAGUUAACGAAGCGCAACGAUGAGCUCCGUGAUCUGGAGAAGGACAGCGAGCGUGCAAGCCAGGACAAUCCUCUGGCAAAGCAGAUCAAGAUCCUUGAAAGCAAGCUUGAAAAGGCCAACAUGAAGUGCAACGAGGCCGCCGCCUUCCGCAAGACAUACGACCACAUCAUCAACAGGCUCAAGGACGAGAAGCGACACUUUGACGUUCAGCUGCAGGAAUCGAUGAGCAUCCUGAAAGCAAAGGAAGCAGACUUGGCUGAGCUGAUUCAGAUGUCGACAGAUGCUCACAGAGCAAAGGAAGUCGCAAAGUCUGAGCUGGCAAGGUUGGAGCAGACGAUUGCAGAGGAGAGGAAGAUUAGACAGAAGGAGCUGGCGGAGAGGAGGAAGCUGGUUCAGGCAAAGAUCGAGGUGAACCAACGGAUGGAACAACGAGAGCGCAAGCGACGUGAGCUGCAGCUGGAAGCUGCAGGAGAGCUGAACGUUGACGGGGAGCAGAACUUGAUCAAGAACUACAUUGCGCAAGGGUUUUACUCCGCCAGUGCGGAACAUGAACUGCAGAUGCAGAAGGACAAGGUGACAACGUACGAGGAAGCGUUUCGUCGGAUCAAGGAGGCAACGGGGAUCGAAGACAUCAACGAAGUGAUCGAGAAAUACCUCACACAAGACGAGACAGCGAUGAAUCUAACGGAGCUGACGAAGGAGGCCCAUGCCCGCAUUCAAGCUCUGAACGAAGAGAAGCGACAGGCAAAGGAGAAAGUGGAGGAGAUGCGCUACUCUGGGCCAGGAUCGUAUGGAUCCAGUAGGAUCAAGGAUGAGUAUCAGUCGAAGUUGCUGGAAGUGAGCAAGAAGUGUGAGAAGAACAGGAAGCGAUACGAGAAGUUGGCGAAGCUUCUCGUCAAUGCCAAGGCUGGAAUCGAGCACCUCUAUGAGAGGCUCGAGGUUGUAAAAUUGGGAAUCGACGAAGGGAAGAAGCCGGAGAUGAAUGAUGAGGAGAUCAUGGAUGUUGUGAAAAUCUGUGAGCGGAAGCUCGGCAUGCUCGUCGAUGUGGAGGCAGAAGUAGAAGCAGGAGGGAUCGAGAUAUCAACAGAUGGCGAGGACGCGAAGAAACAAACAGGAUUGGAGGCGGCUGCCAACAACAUCAGGAUUGUGCUGUCCGACAACGAGGACGAGUCAGAUGAUGACAUGGAAGACGAUGGCGAUGACGAUGAGCUUCCUAUCGACAGAGAGAAACUCAAAGAUCAUGCUCAGGCCACCGUUGAGAAAGCGAAUCGAAAGGGAAGGAGCAAGGGGAAGAAACGCGAGCAGAACAUCAGUAGGCUGGGAUCAACGACCAAGUCGAUCGCGCCCCAUCCUCCGUCGUCGGCUAAACCUGCAUCCGCGGGACCAAGAUCGAGCAUGAAGCGAUCAUGAAGAGACUUUCAGUGUCGACAUAACCUCUCAAGGAAGACGAUUAAGACUGUUGGAUUAGACUAAUACUUGUAUGUUGCUGGUUACAUUUACAUCCGAGAACUCGAUGCUAUCGAGCUCCGUUCUAGUGACG